CGACGCGGUCGUGUUGGACUCGCUUUCGCUCGAAUACGUGAUUGUCAGUGCUACGGAUUUGUUUUCUGUGCUAUGGAGUUGUGUAUCUGAAGUUCUUUCGUGUAGUUUUGAUGGAAAUUCUUGAAUUAUGAUCAGAAGAUAGUGCGUAACAUUAUGUGAGAUUGAGCUACCAUAAUGGAUAGAGUAGCUGUGGUGACUUCGAUUUUGGGACUUUUUUGUCUAGGAACACUCGAAGGUGGCCUAAGCGAUGACUAUAUGGGCAGCGGCGAAGCACCUUACAUCAUCGAGCAACCUCUUGACGUGACGGUCGCUCGCCACCAGCCAGCCACUCUGAACUGCCGCGCUGGUGGCUCGCCCACUCCCACCAUAAGGUGGUACAAGGGUGGUAUUCUGGUGGUAUCGGAUACGCAUAGGAGUCUUCUACCAGCUGGGGGAUUGUUCUUCCUGAGAGCGACGCACGGCAGAGCUCACUCCGACGCGGGAGUCUACUGGUGCGAAGCUACCAACUCCUACGGCACUGCUAGAAGUCGGAACGCUACACUUCAUGUUGCAGUUCUUCGCGAAGAGUUCCGGCUAGAACCAGUGACGACACAGACGGCACAAGGAGAGACCGUCAUUCUCGAAUGUUCUCCGCCGAGAGGCUCCCCUGAACCAACGGUGUAUUGGAAGAAAAACGGCCAAAUUCUACAUUUCGAUAGUGAUUCCAGGACUCAUUUAGUAGAUGGUGGCAGUCUUGUUAUACAAGAUGCGCGGCAAUCUGAUGCAGGUCGAUAUCAGUGUGUGGCGAGAAACGCGGCCGGGACGAGAGAAUCUGCGGUUGCUACGCUCAAAAUCCACAUUAAGCCGUACUUAAUAUCUGGCCCCGAGGACAUAAUAGCUCAAACGGGAGGCAGCGUCACGUUCCAGUGUCGAGUGGGCGGGGAUCCCCUCCCCGACGUGUUCUGGCGGCGGACGGCCGGCGGUCGGAACAUGCCACUCGAGCGCGUCAAAGUUCUAGACGACAGGAGCCUCAGACUCGACAACGUGAUUCUAGACGACGAGGGGGAGUACACUUGCGAGGCCGGCAACACCGUCGGCACCGUCAGCGGCAGCGGAUUUUUGACGAUCUAUGAUCCACCAUGGGUUAUUCUAAAACCAAAUUUAGUGACAGUGGAAAGUGGAUCGAGCACCACGUUCACUUGUAAAGCAUCUGGCAAACCUGAGCCAACUAUCUACUGGAGUUUGGAAGGCAACAGAACGAUCAUAAUGCCGGGAACGUCGAAGGGAAAAUAUCACGCUUCGCCCGUAGUCGAUGGCGUCACUGUCCUGACAAUAAACGACACAAACAAAAACAACAGCGGCAGCACAAUAGUCUGUUCGGCGGUCAACUUUGCGGGCAGCUCGUUCGUUCGAGGGAAACUCAGUGUGACGUCGGACGACGACCGGCCGCCGCCAAUCAUAACGAGCGGGCCCUCGAAUCAAACGCUACCUCUAAAAUCGAUUGCAGUUUUCCCCUGCACCGCCAUCGGCACACCUGACCCGAUCGUCGCAUGGUAUUUCGAAGGGGAGGCGCUGAUACAAAAUAGUCGAAGAAAUAUUUCUAGUGACGGAACGCUCAUGUUGAGAGAUUUAGAUAAAGUCGACAGCGGCACGUACACGUGUGUUGCGUCUAAUCACCACGGGAAGUACGUUUGGAGCGGAAAAUUGCUCGUCGAUAGCCCGACGAAUCCGAACAUUCAUUUCUUCCGAGCCGCCGACGUGUCGGCUCUACCCGGCCCGCCGACUAAGCCGCAGAUACAUAAUAUCACCGAGACUAGUGUCACUCUGAGUUGGAACCAAAACAACAAGAUAGGAUCGUCGUCGAUAUUAGGAUAUCAAGUCGAAGUGUUCUCGAGAGAGAGCCUCUCGGGUAACAAUACACCUCGAAAUUCACAAGGAUGGGUCGUGGUUUCUAAAAGAGUACAUCAAACACAUUACGUAGUGAAGUCUCUUGUUCCAGGAAUAACUUACAUGUUUAUAGUUCGAGCGGAAAACUCUCAUGGGUUGUCUGGCCCGAGCGCGCUAUCGGAUCCCAUUACGAUCGGCGAAGAAACUGACUCCGUGUGGGAUAGCGGGCUAUUCUCUAAUAAUACAGAGUACCGUAAAAAUAUUAUGACCGACAACAUCGUGGAGCUCAUUGAAGCCACGCCCAUAGAUUCCAAAACUAUAAAGCUCAUGUGGGAAAUACUUAACUUCUUCCAUUUGGAGGGGCUCUUCAUAUACUUUAGACCGCUAGACAACGUAACGGUCGAGUACGAGAUGAAAACUAUUUUGCACUCCAACGAUGUAUCCGGCUAUGAAAUUACUUCGCUGAGAAAAUACACCCAGUACGAAUUCUUCUUAGUGCCGUUUUACAAGAAAUUCGAGGGGAAGCCUUCAAAUAUGCGGAACGCACAGACUUUGGAUGAUGUUCCCGACGGUCCACCUACGAAUAUUGAAAUGUUUAUCGUUAACGGAACAACGGUUCAUUUAAAAUGGCAGCCACCGGAGCCCCAUUUACAAAAUGGUGCUAUAAUUGGAUACAACGUUGUACUAAAUUGGUUAGACAUACCGGCGAAUAAAUCAAUGGUCGCGAUUAAUACGACUGUCCAUCAAGCGACGAGUUUGAUUAUGACUAAUUUAACCUCCGGAGUGAGCUACUCCGUCCAAAUCGCAGCGGAGACGAUAGUCGGCUUGGGCCCUUUCAGCCAAAAAGUCUACUUGAAUAUCGACUCCAGGUUGAUCGGAUUAGAUCCGUUGUUGAGAUAUCCCAUUAAUGGGGAAGUAUCGAUAGUCGCCGGGGAUUUCGUAAUGGAAACGUGGUUCUAUUUCCUGAUUGCCGCCAUUGUACUCUUCAAAAUAAUUAUGAUUGGCGGCAUAAUUUAUAUCAGAAAACACAAUAUUUUCUCCAAAAAGUCUGCUCUUCCGAACAUCUACGAUUCUAACGGAACGAGUCUAGUCACUCAGAUGAAUAUAAAAGCGGCCGUGUCGCUAUCCCAUCCGCUGACUAGCUGCUACAACAAGAAUACGGUGACGAAAACAGAAUCACUGCUCUGGAUGGAAAAUCAGCCUGGGCUGUGCUUGUCCGGGAGCCAAACGGGCCACAGCAAGGAGAAAGCUAAUUCCGAAUACGACAAAGUAACACAUCCCUUACCCGAAUAUGCGGAGGUAACCUCAUCUAGAGUGACUGGGAACGAAUGGAACACAAGCAAAACCGCAACCUCGCCCGCAGCUUACGCGUCGGUGACUCUCGUAGCUAACACCAGGCAGUGUGUUAGUUCACUUGGCUGGUUUCCACCUGGUAGCAAACUCGUUGAUACUAGUGCUGAAAACCGUUAUCCGCCUGAUGAGGAGCUUUAUCCUGCGAGUAAUGGGGGGUAUUAUAACAGGAACGUUUACAGCGAGAAAUACUUCCAAGGUCAUCCCAACGUUCUCAAAUUUUACGAUUUGCCCUCCUUGGAGCGAACACAAAAGGCCCAAUUAAGGUAUAAUCAAAGUUUGGAAGAGAGGAAAAAUAAAGAAUUGAAGGCGGACGCCACACAAUCGCUAAUCGGUCGUAGCUACGGCGUGAGUUCGAGGAAAAAUUCCGAGUCCGAAGCGACUUAUCGCGCGUUCGGAGAUGACGAAUCGGAGGAUGAGAACUACGGCGACGACGGUGGUUACGACGAGCUCCAAGCGAUGCAGGUCCAACGCCAGAGGCCUAAGCACCAGUACGAGCGGCCUAAUUUGAAUUUUGACAACGAAGACCGAGGCCUCGGUCGGCUGACGUCGUUUAGACACGGGCAAAGCGCGACCGGAAGUCAGGUGCCCCUCGCCCCGUCCCACCCUCCCCCGGCACCGAACCCGCGCGUGGACUCCAUCACGCGGUAGUAUCACGCCCUGCCGAUCUUCGGCGACCUGUGCCAAACGGACGUUUGAACGUGAAACUCGCACCCGAGUGUAGUGAUUGUGCUUAUAUCACGGUUCUUCCUAGUAGUCUAUCUGUGUACUGAAUUGAUUUCCAAAGUAUUUAAAAAUGUUUAUCGGAGGCUUCUCAUCUCAAGACUGUUAAAGUGUUUCGAUGGCGUGACUGAAUGUAUCCGCGAAUGACAGUGUAUUGUACUAGCUAGUCCUUUGUAAAUUUAUGUAUAUUUGUAAAUAUAAUAGUCGUUAGUAGGUUUGUCUGAUUGAUGAAAUUUCUAAAUUCUAUAUCUGAUGGAGAUGUAUCGCCGAUACUCGAUACAGAUGUGGUCCGUCUACUUAGUAUCGGUAACGAAUUUGUAACCCUAUAUCACUAGUCUAAGUGCGCGAAACUGAAAGAACGCUUGGCAAUAAUUUGUAUAACUGUACCGUGUAGUGUAAAUAACGUUAUUUAGAUAAAUAUCGUGAAUCCUGGAUAUUAUUCGAAUCGAAAUACUACGAUAAUAUUAUUGUAAACUAGCGUUUCAUUUGUAACAUUGGUAUGACAAAUAAUAUCUCGUAGUUGUUUAUUUACGUGCCAUAUACGUCUAAAACUAAGAAAUUCGGAGUUGUGAAAUCGAAAUGUAUUAUCUACGUAAGUUAAUGUGAUAAUAUGAGUUAUAUAGCCACUUGUUAUACAUUGUUUAGAGCACGUAUCAUUGCAUAUCAAAGCGGUGCGAUUCGUCCCACGCCAGUUUGUUCCAUUGGGCACCUUCGCGCAUUAUGUAAUAAAAUUCUAGCCGAAAUUUUCCCAUUGGGACGAAUAGACCUGGUACGUAAAGCGAUCCCGCGAAACGUAUGUUACAGUGCAAUUUCUAAAUUUAGAAAUAUUUCAUGGUAGUAGAACAAACUUUCAUUUUAAUAUAAUCGCA
Molecule: messenger RNA, 4808 nt
Organism: Aricia agestis (brown argus)
Lineage: Eukaryota; Metazoa; Arthropoda; Insecta; Lepidoptera; Lycaenidae
Product: roundabout homolog 1-like
Exons: 11
Coding region: 175-3867 (1230 amino acids)
Biological process (GO): dendrite self-avoidance; axon guidance; homophilic cell-cell adhesion
Cellular component (GO): axon; plasma membrane
Molecular function (GO): cell-cell adhesion mediator activity
Source: RefSeq, a predicted model, not a curated record